Molecule: messenger RNA, 992 nt
Organism: Fopius arisanus
Lineage: Eukaryota; Metazoa; Arthropoda; Insecta; Hymenoptera; Braconidae
Gene: JHBP-1
Product: protein takeout-like
Exons: 5
Coding region: 120-863 (247 amino acids)
Source: RefSeq, a predicted model, not a curated record
CAUUGAUCAAGAGACAGUCUUCAUGUGAUUCCACCAACGAGAAAACAUCGAUUUCAGAUACUCCAAGACGUUAAUGUUCAAUAAAUCAAUAAAUAACGAUAAUAAUUAACAAGAUAAUCAUGGGCAUUAGUACCGGAAUUAUUCUCCUCUGCUUUGCGAUAGCAUACGGCGCAGAUUUACCUUCAAGCUUCAAAAUCUGCAAGAUGAAUGAUCCGAAUCUGGAAGAGUGCUUCGCUGCAGCAGCCCAACAGGCAAUUAUUGCCAUGGCACCAGGAAUUAAGAGUCUGAAAUUAUUGCCUAUCGAUCCACUAUCAGUCGAUAAAGUGACAAUUGGUGAAGGUGGGGGCGCAGUUCGUCUUAAACAGUCAUACAAAAAUAUCAAGCUUUAUGGGCUUUCUAAAGGUCUUGAAAUAUCAGAUUACAAGGUAGAUCUACCUAAUCUCAUCUUCGAGUCAAACUCCUUCAAUCCACAAGUGGAUUUUGUCGCUGAUUACGAAGUGGAAGGAAAAGUCUUGCUUCUACCCGUUCAUGGCCACGGACGAUCCAACAUUACGAUGUUGAAUCUGAAGACAAAAAAUAAAUUCUCCGGUGAGAAAUACGAGAAAGACGGUGAGACCUACAUGAGAAUAAAAAAAUACAAGGUGAAGUUCAAUCCCGAGAAGGUUCUCCUGAACUUUGAAAACCUCUUCGAUGGCAAUGAAGCCCUGAGUAAGCAGAUGAACGAGUUCUUGAACGAAAAUGCAGACACAAUCUUCAAGGAUCUCCAAAGCUCGUACGAGGAGACUUUCGGUCUCGUAUUCACCGAUAUGGGAAACCAGAUCUUCAGCCGAGUGCCAUUUACGAAAAUUCUCCCAGAAUCGUAAUCCCCAAAGCCGAGGGGUAAUACCAUGUAAAUACAUCCUCUAAAUCUCACACUUUAGCUAGAGAAAAAAGAUAAAUAAAAUGCAAAAAAUAUCACUUGAAAAGAAACAAACAGGCAUUUAUUCACAAGA